Molecule: messenger RNA, 909 nt
Organism: Moneuplotes crassus
Lineage: Eukaryota; Ciliophora; Spirotrichea; Euplotida; Euplotidae
Source: the annotation of a GenBank genome assembly
AAUGGAUCCAAGCGCGUAUCAGGGUCAGGUUAAUAGUCGGUUUGCAAUGCUUGAAGAAAUUCAGAAACAAGUGCAAUACGACUUAGAACAAAUACCUGUGCAUGACUAUGAUGAUGACGAGGACUACUCUGACGAGGAAGAGGAAAGCGAGGGGCUUCCUCAUCCAGAAGAGCACCCUAAGCGCAAAAAUAAACAACAAAUAAUUCACAAUUCUGGGAAAACUCCUCGGCCCGAUCAAAUUUCAUCCCAAGAAGAGAGAAAGGUUACUUUAGAAGGAGAUGAUGAUUACUCUGAUGACUUCUCAGGAAAUGAAGAUCAGGAGGAGUCUAAAACAUCUCAAAACAUUGAUGACAAACAGAAGCCAGGCAGCAAGCCACAGAAGAAAGAGAAGGCCAAGCCUAAGCCUAAGAAGCCAUCGAAGAAACCAGGGAAGGCCACUAUUAGUUCAAAGGCUAAAAGGAAGAACCCACUAGCUCUCUCGAAACAUCAGAGAAUCAUGGCUGACAUGCUCACUGAGAUCCAUAAUUCAGUAGUCAAGCUCAGGAAGAAAGAAGCAAGGAAGAGGAAAAAGGUCAACAACGAGAUCGCAUGUGAGAAUCCCAAGCUAUUAGAGCUCGUCUUCGGCAACUUUCUUGAAGAAGUCGCUGUUAAUUUUGAUACUAUUUUCGAACUCCUUGUUGAUGACUUGAUGAUCGAUGAGAUCAAUAAUUUGAAUCAUAUUGAAAAUAUGAAAAAUAAAGACCUUAUUAGAAAUGUUGAGGUUGAGUCGAAGCAGAAGGAAGAAGUCAGGUCUAAAUCUAAGCAAAAGAAGACAUUUAACAAACGUCCUGACAGGCAUGCUGCCUUCCACGAGAAGGCUCGGAAGGCAUCUAAGAAGCGGGUUAAAUAAUUUCAAUUAUAGUUUAAGUA